AUGGCAGACCCGCCGACCCCUCCCCACACCCCCGCCAGCUCGUCCAAAGGCAAGUCAAAUGUCAACCAGGGAAAUGUGAAUAACGGUAACAUACGAAACAAUGGAGGAGUGGUCACUGGGAAUGUCAACGGGUUUAACACCAUAAUUGCAACCCUUAAUCUCACCGUUGAUACUGCCACGACUCUCACCGAUAAUAUCCAGAACUUCACUGCUCGCGUUGCGACAGUUGCUGAGAGGUUGAGGGAUGUUGAAGACAGGAUUCGCGCCACGUCUCAGAUUUUGAGCAAUAUUCGCGAUCUGCUGGUAAGGUUAGCCGCAAAGGAGAAUAUCACAAUCGACAGAGAAUUUCGCGCUCAGGAGGAUGGAACAAAUAUUGGAAGUCGUGGUCCAUCGAAUGAGGGAACAACGACGGGAAAUGCCUCUGGCGAAGGCACAAGAGGAGACAUUCAGCCUGGUCAACCUCCGGAUGGAAGCGCCAGGGUUCCAGAACAAAACGUCUCGAAUACGAAUCGUUUUCGCAGCUUGGCGGAUGCAUUUGAACGUGCAACCAAUCGAUUCAAGGAGAUCAAUACCAAGAUUCAAUAUGCGACGAACGAUAUCGAGCCUAUGCAACGAGGACGGGACAAGAUUGAACUCAAUGAUGACGCCCGGCAAAAGUUUAGUCUGACAGAAUUGCAUAUUGAUAAAAUGGAGAGAGAUAUCGAGAGUCACAAGUUAGAGCUGAACCUUGCCCUGACAGUCUUCAAAACAGCAAUUGACGACAAUCGUUCCGAGGCGAUUGAAUCGAAGGUUCUGGACCUUUUUAAAUCAUUGGCGGAGAGAGUUCUUGAUGAAAUCGUUAACAUCAAUCGUGGACUUUGGAAAACAAUUCGUGGUCCGAAUGGAAAUCAUCAUACUCGAUCCGAGCAUGGCCACCAACAGGUCUAUCCAGAUCGACGACCUUUCAUCUUCCCCGAUCUCCACAGAUUAACAUCCCUGUACUUGGGAUGGACAUUUACCAAAGGAAAACCACCAUAUGUCCACAUCAAUACCACCUCCACGCAGCCCUCGUGGCGAUGGGCAACCUGCAGUCAAAUGCCUCUUUCAACCGAGGAGCUAUUCCUGAAGGUCCUGGCCCAGACUACUAAACGCGCAAAGCUCCGCCGUACAAUCCAGGAUGAUUACAAAGACCUGUUGAAGACAAGUGUUCAGAGGUUGCUCGUGGAUGACUUGCUGCGUCGUGAAAAUGAGCGUCUGUCUCAGGAACAUCCAUCCUUGGAGUUGAAUUUGGCCGGCUUAUCUUCUAAAACGCGGAGAAUCGGCUUUUUCAGUCACGAGACGAAGAGUAUCGAAGUCAUUCUGAAGACGCAAUGGGCUCCUGAUCUUCCACGUCAUGCUCCAAUGCCACCUGGUGGUGGAGGUGGACAGCCACCACCUCCUCCGUCUGAUUUUGGUCCGUAUGGUCCUGGUAGGCCUCUUGGAGGAGGCGGAGAAGGAGGAGGAGGUGGUGGUGGUGGUGGUAGCGGCCCUGGGUAUCCCCCAGGCGGAGGCUCUGGUCAUACAAGUCACGGUCCACGUCAUGGCUCUGGAGGUCAUGAUAACCACUCGAGUCACACAAGACCACCUUCCAAGCCACAACUACCACCAGGAGCCCAUUCACGUCCCCACGUAACACCAUCAAACUCCGCUCCCGAAAUAGUCCCCCGCGACCCACGAAUGUACGUCGUCCGAAAGAAAAUAAAAGGCAAAGCCGCAGCCUCAGACAGCGAUAGCAAUCGCCAAGUCUUCGUCCGCGAUAAACGUGGUAAAUCGAAGAUCCACAUCGAGAGUCGUCGUCCAACAAGCUCUGACGCCGAUCACAUCGAUGGCCCAUCAUCAUCAGCUAGGCCAGAUCAUUAUAUCCCUCAACCAGCGGCUGGUCCAUAUGAGAGCAUCCAUACUCACAAACCUACAUACCCACCACGCCCAGCCGUCGAAACAGUAUACUCCACCACCGCCUCCUCUUAUUCGCACUACUCCUCCGACGAGGAACAAAUCUACGAUAACCAACCACCACAACCCACAAGCAUCCACGUCCAAUCCCGCACCAUGACCCUCGCCGAAGAAAAGCGCCUCAUCGACGACAUCUUCGCCGAAUGGGAAGAGGGCGUCCGCGGCACACAAACCACCACAACACAAGACCCGCACCAACAACGAAAAGAAGACCACACCUCAUCAUCUCAAGGCCCCCGCAUCGGUCCUACCCGCCGCAUAAUGAUGGCCGUGGAACACGAAGCGCAGAAACAAGACAAGAUGCUACAAACCAUUGCCGAGAGCCAUCGACUCGAGGAGAGUUAUCGGCACGCUCGCGAGCCGCAUCACCGUGCACCGAGUCACUUGUACACGAGGGAGCCACGGGGGAAGAGACACGUGAACAUUAAUCUUGAUGGAGGCUUCGAUUCGUAUGGCGGGUUCGAUAUGGAUAGACGGGAUUUUGGGGAUGAGCGCUAUCGUUCUUUCGUUCAGCCUGAGCUUGGCGAAGGGCCGUCCAGGUGGUAUGGGGCACACGGGUCGCGGCCGGAGAGGCAGGACAGAGAGAGGCAUUAUAUGUAUGUGGGUGAGGCCGAGCCGCAGUACAGACAGAGAGAGUAUGUGUAUGGGGGCGAGGUAGAUCCGAGGGUUCAAGUAGACCCGCGAGUUCGGGUACAUAGGCAUGGACCAGGUGAGAGACGCAGGGAGCAUGAGCAUGCGAGGAUGUCCUAUGUAGAACCUCGUGAGUUGGUAGAGGAGGAUGAGAUGUCUGACAGUGUGAGCGUCAUGGUGGUGCAGAGGAGGGAGAGCGGGAGAGAACGGCCUCAUGUGAUUGUCUCGCGGGGGCCGGAGUGGUCUGGUAGAGAGCGAGACAGUAGGAGGAGGAGGAUGGCUCACAGGGAAGUCCGGUAG
This is a messenger RNA of Penicillium maclennaniae, 2901 nucleotides long. RefSeq lists its product as uncharacterized. Lineage: Eukaryota; Fungi; Ascomycota; Eurotiomycetes; Eurotiales; Aspergillaceae. The transcript is spliced from 3 exons. The coding region runs from base 1 to 2901 and encodes 966 amino acids. The record is from RefSeq and is a predicted model, not a curated record.